Messenger RNA from Hyaloscypha bicolor E, 3404 nucleotides. RefSeq names its product fatty acid oxygenase. The transcript is spliced from 16 exons. The record is from RefSeq and is a predicted model, not a curated record. Gene Ontology annotation, biological process: response to oxidative stress. NCBI's taxonomy places the organism in Eukaryota, Fungi, Ascomycota, Leotiomycetes, Helotiales, Hyaloscyphaceae. Gene Ontology annotation, molecular function: monooxygenase activity; iron ion binding; oxidoreductase activity, acting on paired donors, with incorporation or reduction of molecular oxygen. The coding region runs from base 84 to 3257 and encodes 1057 amino acids.
AGGACAACCAAUAUCUUCUCCCCGUGUCGAUACAUUCUUCAACCUAGGAACAACGAUUUUUAGAUCAUAAUACACAAGCCAUCAUGACUUCGAGCAGCAGCAAGGCUGAGAAAGAUGAUCUUGCUUCUCUCUUGAGUCGGGCAGUUGAAGACGUCUGGAGUCAAGCUGGCCGCGUUGGUCCUGAUGUCACAACAGCUCGCAAUAUUGCUAUGACCACCUUCGCAGGCGGCGUUGUCGAUGAUCGUAAGUACAUUAUCGAAAACGUUGUUCAAGUAGCAGCAUCUCUGCCCAAUGACUCUCAACUCCGAAACGAUCUAAGUGGACAAUUCAUCAAAACACUCUGGAAUGGCUUGAAGCACCCACCGAUUUCAUAUCUGGGUGAUGAAUUCAGAUAUCGUGCAGCCGACGGCUCGAAUAAUAACAUCAUGUAUCCAAACCUUGGAGCUGCAGGCAGCCAUUACGCGAGGAGUGUAGUGCCCCAGCGCAUGAAACCUGCGAUUUUGCCUGACCCCUCACUAAUAUUCGACACCAUCUUGGUUCGUAAUGGACCAGCUAGGGAGCAUCCUAGCAAAAUAUCAAGCAUGCUGUUCUAUUUCGCGACGAUAAUCAUCCAUGAUAUAUUCCACACGGACGAGCAAGACUACACCCGCCUUAAGAGCUCUUCAUAUCUCGAUCUUGGCCCACUCUACGGCCAUAACGAGGACCAGCAAAAGCUCGUCCGAACUUACAAAGAUGGUACACUAAAGAAAGACACUUUCGCGGAAUCUAGGCUCUUAGGGCAACCACCCGGAGUGUGUGCGCUCAUGAUUGCAUUCAAUCGUUUCCACAACUAUGUUGUUGGGGAGAUGGCGAUCAUUAAUGAGGGUAAUCGCUUUAGCAUUCCGAAGGGAGUAACGCCACAAGAUCCCGGGUACGAAGCAGCACAGUUGAAGCGUGAUAAUGACUUGUUUCAAACCGGUAGACUCGUAACCUGUGGUCUCUAUGUCAAUAUAAUUCUCAAUGACUAUCUGCGAACGAUAUUGAACUUGAACCAAAACACCAUUGACUCAAACUGGAAGCUAGACCCACGCAAGAACUUUGACAAUGUCUUCGAUACUUCGGGUAUCCCGAGUGGUAUCGGAAAUCAAAUCAGCGCUGAGUUCAAUAUGAUAUACCGCUGGCAUGCAGCUACAAGCAACCAUGAUGAAGCUUGGGUAAAAGACUUCAUGCGAGUUGUGUUUGGACCUGACGUUGACCCCAGUAAGUUGACAUUACCUCAAUUCCUUGGGGGUCUUGCGAAAUGGGCGCAGGGUCUUCCAACAGAUCCGGCGCAAUGGGAAUUUGGCGGUCUGAAACGACAGUCGGAUGGCUCUUUCCAAGCCGGAGAUCUCGUUGACCUCCUUCGAGUUGCAACGGAAAAUGUUGCUGGUGCCUUUGGAGCACGUAAUAUACCAGCCGUGAUGAAGGCUAUUGAGAUUCUGGGGAUUGAGACAGGACGCAAAUGGAAUAUUGCAACACUGAAUGAGGUUCGAUUGUUCUUCAAACUGAAGCCACAUGCAACGUUCCUUGAGGUAAACUCAGAUCCCGCGGUCGCAGAGGCUUUGCAAUCAUUGUAUGAAACUCCCGAUGAUAUCGAAUUGUAUCCUGGUCUCCAAGCCGAAGAGGCAAAGCAACCGUUCCUGCCUGGGUCCGGCCUGUGCCCUGGGUUCACAAUUGCUACCGCCAUCCUCGCCGACGCCGUCGCUCUGGUGAGGGGAGACCGUUUCUACGCGGUUGACUACAGCCCCGCGAAUCUUACGAACUUUGGUUUCAAUGCUGCCGAAUCCUCCUUCGAUGUUGCCAAUGGCGGAGUUAUAUACAAGGUUUUGAUGCGUGCGUUCCCUGGCUGGCAUCGUGCGAAUUCGGUGUAUGCCCUAUUCCCAUUCUCGACGCCAGACAAGAACCGAGAGAUUUUUACAAAGCAGGGCCUUGCCGACAAAUACAAUUAUAACCCACCUUCAUUCAUCGGACCACCUAUUCCGGUGAUUACAUGGCAAGGCGUCGUCGAUGUCCUCAGUGAUCAGACGAAGUUCAAAGUCCCUUGGGGAAAUCACACCUUCCAGCUAACACACCACGACUACAUGCUGAGUGGUGACUCGGUCGCUAAUGCCAAGCAAAGAGAGUUCGUCAAUGCUUGUCUGUUCAAACCUCAGAAUGCUCUGGACGAAGUCCGAAAGUUCUACGACGCUAUCACGUUAAGUCUCAUCCGGCGUUACAGUCGCAAGAUUGGCAAAUCGUAUCAAGUUGAUAUUGUGAGAGACAUUGGCAAUCUGGCUCACGCCAACUUUGCUGGCCAUUUCUUCCGCAUUCCGCUUAAGGAUUUCGGCGGUGGAGAAAAUUCAUUCACUGACAAAGAGCUCUACAACGCUCUAGCCCAGAUCUUCGCCUAUGUAUUCUUGGACUUGGAUACAGCCACUUCGUUCCAACAUAGCGUAAAUGCUGCAAAAGCGACGAAGAAACUAGGGGAUGCCACGGUGACUUCCGUAACUGCUGUCAAAACCGAGCACUUCUCUAGCUUCAGACACAUGAUGGGUAUCACCCCUAGCGAGACAAUUCUCAAAGAUUAUGGUACUCGUCUUGUCGACAGACUGUUCGAAGGAGGGAAGAGUAUUGAUGAGGUUGUGUGGACAAUUAUUCCCACUGCGGCAGCUGCGGCUGCCACGCAGGCUCAAGGAUGGGCUCAACUGAUCGACCUUUACUUGUCUGACGACUACAUCUCGCAUUGGCCUGAAAUCCAAAAGCUUGCCAACUCAGACUCUCCUGAGGACUUCGAGAAAUUGAAGAAAUACGCUCUUGAAGGCCUUCGACUCGCCACUCCUGCUUUCGGCGUCCUUCGGGUUGUCGACGUCCCCAAGACAACUAUCGAAGAUGGAUCACGCGUUGUCCCGGUCAAAGAAGGCGACACCAUCUUCACCGACUUUGUAAGCGCAGGCACUGACUCCGCAAAAUUUCCCGAUCCUCUGAAAGUCAAACUCGAUCGACCAGACGAGUAUUACAUUCAUCACGGCUGGGGUCCGCACUCUUGUCUUGGACGACCCAUCGUCACGACGGCGGCGGCUAGUAUGUUAAGAGUCUUUGCAAGAUUGGGGAACUUGAGAAGAGCCCCAGGAGCUGCUGGCGAGAUGAAGAAUAAGAUUGUUGGAGGCGCUUUCAAGGUUUUCCUCCUGCCGGAUGGAAGCGAUUGGGGAUCGUUCCCUUGUACCAAGAAAGUGCUUUUCGAUGAUUUUCCGAGUGUUUGAGCUGGAUAUGAAGGUCAUAAUUAAGAUUUUGUCCUCAUUGUUUCGGUUUUGUUCAACAUUCGUUCAGUUGUUAGUUGGUCUUGAAUAUCCAGAUACUCCUUCCUUAUUAUCAAAAUGCCGCUCAAAUUGAAAUCGUUUAUCAAAGCC